This is a messenger RNA of Pocillopora meandrina, 3688 nucleotides long. Lineage: Eukaryota; Metazoa; Cnidaria; Anthozoa; Scleractinia; Pocilloporidae. The record is from the annotation of a GenBank genome assembly.
AUGGCGAACAAAUUGGCAGCAUUUAUGUGUAGAAGUUGUAAUCGCUUAUGGAGUUCUGUUAGUCUUCAAAAUCUCCCAUUUAGGCUAACAUUUGGAACGUUACAGAUACAAAGGUAAUUAAAUAGCUUAAUAAUUAUAAACUAGUGGCUAAACAAGGCUGCGUGAUCAGCCAGUAAGGGUAUUCUCUUCAAAUAUACACAGUUUUUUAUCGACAACUCAUGCAAAGAUUUUUUAACUGAAAGACCUAUUGUCAUUAGAAAAAAAAAAUUUCUUUAUGAACAUCACUUAUGGUUUUCCUUGAGAUGAAUUCUGUUUAGUUGGAGAACAUUGUACUUUGUAUUCAUGAAUGAUCUCACACAACUGCCCGUCAUUGAUGGAAUGUUCCCAGCUCACGUGCAAUCUAUCAACUGAUGUGAUUGCACGUGAGCUGCAGAAACAAAGGUAGCAAAUCUAGCCCUUUGAGAAAUUUGAUUGAGUUGCAUUUUCAAAAGAAACAAUUGAUCGCAAGUUAAAUUUUUAAAGGACUGCUAUGUCAUUACUAUUACCGAUAAUGAAGACCUCUCUUCCAUACCCUUCUUAAGUGCACCCUACGUUUGUUUUACUCAGAUGUUAUGUAAUCAUAUUAAGAUGCAAUGAAUCUGCCAUUAAUUUUAAAGUUUUUCUUGCUUCAUUGAUGUCUGCUGUUAUUCCUCAUUGAUUUCUUGUUUUUAAUAUUAUUUUUUUGCGAACACACUUUUUAACCUCAUUGCUGUGUGGGAAACCGGCUGAAACUUUGCCACAUGGGAGGAAGGGGGGGCUUGAGGGAAGUUUGGACAGAGUUUUACUGCGUAGGUCAUUGAAAUCUGACCCUGUUUGGAGAAAAAAGGGUUUAUGACAAAUAAAAGAGUGCCAGACCUUCUUGCAACCUGAAACUUCUGAUGCAGACAAAUUUCUUUGUUCAAAUUUUGGCAUAUUGAAAGUGGCAAGAGCUUUAAAACAUCAGGUUGACUUUUAAGUAAAGCAGGAAUAUUUGAAACUAAAGCUCUUGACAUUUUCUCCAAGGCCUCUCAGUGAAACACAAGAUUUAUGCGAUUGAAGAAGAACUUUAUUAUGAUGAUGAAGUUAAGACCCAAUUUGAGAGAUUUCAAACAUUUGGAGAGCCAAAAAUAUUCCAUGGGUAUUGUACUACAGAAUACAAAUUUAAUCUGUAGCUUGCUUAAUAAACUCUUUUUUUUUUUCUUUUUUUUUUUCACUCAGAAAUUUAUGCAGCAAAGCAACAGAUGCAAAGGAACAAAUAGAUAGAGAGGAACACCUUGAUCCACCUGCACAUUUAUUGCAGAGCCGUGGAAUGGGAACUCCUGUUCUCGAGGAACACAUACCAGGUAGAGUGCAACCUCAGUUAGUGACCAUAUCCCUGCUGUACAUUUAUUCUUGUGUUAAUCUCUUUGUGUCGACCUCCAUUUUACAUCAGCAAAAGCUACUAAAGUGUGUCCCAAAUGCCAAAAAAUAAAAUAACUUUAAGAAGCUUCAAGCCUAAAAUAGCAACAACACCCUUUGUGGUUGCUUCAUUCUCCUCAGUUCAGAACUGCGAUAAGCCAUUGGUACACUGAUCUUUUAGUCUGACGCACUCCCUUUUUGUUUUUAAUCUGUUUCUUAUUUUAACAGUGCACCCUGAAGUCGCGGAGAUCCUUAGGAAGUCCAAAGGUCGACUAAUAGACGGCAAAUGGCACAAGCCUUUGUACAAUGCCAGAGCGUUAGCAGCUUUAAGAAAUGAAUAUAUAGCUAAAGGCUUCUAUUGGCCAGAGAGACCAAUGCGUGACAGGGGACUGGAUAGAACGCCAAAAGGACACAAGCGAGCAAUUCGAAAGGAGGAAAGGUGAGUUAUUAUAUUUUUCAUGAACCCUUUACACUCUAAUAUCAGUAUGCAUAAUCUCCAUGCUGUUCUCUAAACGUUUACCAAGUAGCUGACAAGGAGAACUUGUUUAACAAUCAAGAGCCUCUUAAGUUGGUGAUCAUUUCCUUUAUUCUUGUUACCUUAACAUGUGAUUCAGGGAUGAUAUUGUAGGGAGAUAUUUGAUGCCAGUCACUCUUAGAGGUCAAAGGAUCAAAGUAAUAUUUUAUCAUGUUGAAUGAAUGCAAGUAACUUGGUGAAGGACUUUUGUUCAUAGCAGUGACUGACAUUUCAAUAACUUCGAUGGAACUCAACAUCGGAGUCAAGUGAUGACAACUUCCAACUCCAAUGAUGACCUCUGCAUAGGUUGUUAAAAUGUCAGUCACUACUAUCGACAACAUUCCUUCCCAGGACCACUCUCACCCGGACAAUCAGACAAUCAUGCUCCCAAGGUCAAACCGUUUACCCUAUUGUGAAGUUUAAAACUACUCCUGCCAUCGCAAAAAUACUGAAUUUCUUCUUCUUAAACUUCCUUUAAGAUAAAUUUUUCAUUUGAUUCCUUAUUCAAAGGCCGAGCUUAAGGGAGUUUGUCAUGGUUGAUGCAAGUGUUUAAUUUGUAAUUGGUGUGAAUAUCCUUCAUCCUUGAAUAUUUUUGUGGCUUUUUAGUUAAGCCUUCCUGUUUUGCCGAUCUGCCCUCCCGUAAGACUGAUAUUUUGCAUGUCUCAGAAAACGACUUGAAAAUUUUACGCCUAGCUCUCUGAAGGGAAGAGAUAAAAAAACAAGCUAUAACACUGCUGGUUUUCUACUCACUUUUUAGGCUAGCAAGAAUUGCGGAAAACAUGGCCAAGAUGCCAGAAAUUGUCGCCGAUUAUCGUGAAAGGAUGCGAGAAAAGAGAGCCAAACUGAAAAAGGAAAAAGAGGAGGCGAGACUGCGGAAAAUUAAUGCGCAGAGGCUUGGUUACGAUGUAAGAGAUCCUCGAGCCCUAAUGGCGAUGAAAGGGGAACUUGCCGACUUAAAGCGGAAAAAUAGAUGGAAGAGGCCAAAGAAAGUGAAGCUGGGAACAAUUGCGUAAAUGAAAAGUUAUUUGAAGUGUACGAAGAAGGGUUAUCUUUCCAGACAAUUUGCUUUUAUCAAUUGAGUCGAUAGAGCGCUUUUUGAUUGAGUGUCGUAAAAGCAAAAUCAAUGUAAUCACGACGGCCAAUCAUGAGAAAGAAAAUAACUGACUAAAGCGCGGGAAAACGCGGGCGACCAAGUCGUGAUUGCUUUCAGUUUUGCAUCUGAUUGGUUGAGGGAGUAGCGCAAGUUUUGCAAUGUCGGAUUACGUUCGACACUCAAUUGAAGAUUGCCAUCGUAAAGGGAUUCUUAAGCUGACGUUUUAGUGUAAUCGUUCUGACGAAGGGCUUGUAAUGCCCUCUACCGACGCAGCACCACAGUUUCUUGAGAAAUUCACUUCCUUUAUUAAUGUGUUAUCUCUCCAGUUGAGUUGCAUCGACAUUAAGACUUCAUCUAUAGGUGCUAACCGUUAGUCGAAGCAGGCCGACGAGAUCGGUCGAUGAGAAUCCUGUAAGAUUCCUUUCCCUAACUUUCAGAUGAAUUAUAUCUGAAAAGUGAAUGCAAUUAAAGGAUGGCAUUGUUAUUUUCGUGAGUACACUUUGGCGAAUUCGCGCUUUUUCUCAUUCAAUGCUUUGAUGGCUUGCCUUGGUUGCAUAUCAUAAUGCAUUAAUGUCGGACCAUUCUACCCGAUGAAAGAAACAGUAACUUGCAAACGUGAUUGUCAUCCUCUGUUUUUACUAAAAUGUUGACGUAUUUCCAUCUCC